Anisakis simplex (herring worm) is the source of this 333-nucleotide messenger RNA. Lineage: Eukaryota; Metazoa; Nematoda; Chromadorea; Rhabditida; Anisakidae. The record is from the annotation of a GenBank genome assembly.
AUGAAAAAAAAGAAGCAACAGAAAUCAAUUGCAGAAACUUGCGCUUCUUCGCAGUCAGUAACAGCAACGAGCAGUCAAUCGCCUGCUGCUGCUGCUGCUGCCACCCCAAUUACUAAUGUGGUUGGCCGUUCAAGCGAGGUCUCUCCCAUUGCUCUUCAAGCCGCAGGUGUGUCAUCAUCGUCAUCGUCACAUAAAACAGCUCAAGCUCAUCACUCGGAAUCCUCACAAAAAUUACUGAAACGACGCUCGACGAGUAAUGCACAAGUUUCGGCCACCGGUGAACGUAACAUCUCCCGACGCUCACCGUCAUCCAAAAAGCCAACAUCAUCUACC